AUGGUUAGAUAGCUAGGGGCUUUUGCAUACUAUAUAAUCUUGUUACAUUUUCCACUGAUGCUUGCCACCGAAAUGAAGCUCUUUAAGAUUGGGAUUCAAUUUUACUCUUUUUUUCCUCUUCUUCUUCCCAUUUUCUUCUCAAAACAAUGCCUUUCUUCUAAAUCUCUGCUGCCACACAAAUUAAUUCCCAGGCUCACCCCAUUCGACAAAAGCUCCAUACCAAACGCGGCACAGGAGACGCCUCGUCCUCCCCAUUUCAAGACCUUUUACUACAAGCAAACGUUGGAUCACUUCAAUUAUGCACCCCAGAGCUAUGACACCUUUGACCAGAGGUACAUUGUCAACUCCCAACACUGGGCUCCUGGUGGGUCCAUCUUGGCAUGGCUCGGCGCCGAAGCUCCGAUCGACGAUGAUCCCGCCUUUGCCGGGUUUCUCACCGAUAUUGCCCCUCGUUUCAAGGCCCUUGUCAUCUACAUAGAGCAUAGGUUUUAUGGGAAAUCAAUUCCAUUUGGAACAAUGGAUGAUGCUAUGAAGAAUGAGACCCUUCGUGGUUAUUUCAAUUCGGCUCAAGCUUUAGCAGACUAUGCACAAGUGUUGUUACACGUAAAAGACGAAUAUAAUACUCGAAAAUCUCCGGUCAUCGUUGUUGGAGGAUCCUAUGGGGGAAUGCUUGCGGCUUGGUUUCGAUUGAAGUAUCCUCAUAUUGCUCUCGGCGCCUUAGCAUCAUCAGCUCCUAUUCUCUACUUUGAUAAUAUCACCCCACAAGAUGCAUACUUUUCAACCGUCUCCAAAGAUUUCAGGGAAGUGAGUGAGAGCUGCUAUCAAACAAUACGGAAAUCAUGGUCAGCUAUUGACAAAUAUGCCUCCACUAAAAACGGUCUCAGGAUCCUAAGUCGCAAAUUCAAUCUUUGCAAAAAAUUAAAUUCGUCCGACGACGCGGAGGUUCUCAAGAAUCACUUGGGGGGUAUGUAUGCGUCAACCGCUCAAUAUAACGCGCCGCCGGGGUAUCCGGUGACGAAGGUGUGCGGUGGCAUAGAUGGGCAGCCCAAAGGGACUGAUAUUCUUGACCGGAUACAUGCCGGCGUCGUGGCCUUGAGAGGAAACCGGACUUGCUAUAAUAUUCACUCCAAUUAUUCCAGCGAAACAGACAUUGGAUGGGGUUGGCAAACUUGUAGUGAAAUGGUGAUACCAAUAGGGAUUGGAAAUGACACGAUGUUCGUUCCGUAUCAUUUCGACAUGGACCAACAAUCAAAGGCUUGCAAUGAUUACUACGGGGUUCCGCCUCGACCUCACUGGGUCACAACUUAUUACGGAGGACACGAUAUUAAGUCAGUUCUGCGGACGUUUGGUAGCAACAUAAUCUUCUCCAACGGUCUAAGAGAUCCAUACAGCACCGGAGGGGUUUUGCAGUCUAUUUCGGAUACUCUACCUACAAUCUAUACGCAUAAUGGAUCUCAUUGUUUGGAUUUGCAUGGGGCAAACACACCAUCAGAUCCCAUCUGGUUAACUCAGCAACGGGAGAGGGAAGUCAAUAUCAUACAAAGUUGGAUAAGAACUUAAAUCUCAGCCUUCGAGAAUUCGGGAGAUUAACUUGGAACUUAUAAUUAAGGAAAUGAUAGCUUUAUAGAAAUAAUUACUCGGAUUGGGAAUAUACACUAUCUUUAUAAAUGACUAGUAUAGUAUCCGUGCAUACGCACGGGAAAGAGCAAUUGGUGCAUAUAUUUUUAUUCAUGUUCUAAUUAAAUAUUAAAAUAACAAUAACUUUUUA
Molecule: messenger RNA, 1768 nt
Organism: Cuscuta epithymum
Lineage: Eukaryota; Viridiplantae; Streptophyta; Magnoliopsida; Solanales; Convolvulaceae
Source: the annotation of a GenBank genome assembly